GUCUUCCAUAAGGCAAAAUGGAGUGGGAAAGAAUCAAGGAAUGAUAUUGUCGAUAGUAGUAAGAAAAAGUGAAAAUGCCGAGGGAAAAGCUAAGAAUUUUAAAGAAUAGGUUAAAUAAUACUAUCAGGUAAUGGCCCUAGCUGUUGCAGAUAAACUUCUCAGAGCAUUCGAAGUUUUGAAAAACUUUAAAGAAGGAGUAAUCACUUCCGAGACAAUCCCAUCUCCUGCCACUGUCAAAAGGAAAGACUCAACACUGUCCAAAAAGGAGAGAAUUGUUUACUUGAACACAAUAGGAGAUUUGACAUGUUCUCGAUUGUUAAGAAACCUACCAGAGUAUGGAAAAAUUGUUGCAGUUGCUAUCGAAACGUUGAUAUUAUUUUGUGACGAUGAAGAUUCUGAUGUUCGUCUUGUCGCCGGGGACAGUAUUAACCAUAUUAUUAAGGGAUUCAUGGAUCAAAAUGUUGCCCGAAUUCAUGUUGAACUUUACAAAGAAAUCAAAAAGAACGGAAAUGCGAGAUGCCUUCGUGCGGCCCUCUCGAAGUUUGCCGAAAUCUCUUGUUUGAUACGUCCUCAAAAGUGCAGGCCAUUCAUCACAAAUCUUCUACCAUGCAUUGCAAGAAUUUGCCAAAGGACCGAGGAACCUGUUCAGGAAACUUUGGCACAAACUAUGAAACAAAUUAUGCCUGUUCUCGGAGCGUUCAUGAAUGAUAAAGAAACAAAGGUUUUACUCAAGUCUUUUCUUCAAAACAUCAAUGCGCCAUCAACGACCACUCGCCGUACUGCUGCCACGUCUAUAGCAAUGAUUUGUAUUAAUACGCGAAGACCGUCAAUUUUUUUGUCUUGGACCAUUCAUGUGUUAUUAGAAUCAAUGUUUCCUUUCUCGUCGGAUCAAAAAUCUCCUGAUUACUGCGGUGUCUUACUGUGUCUACGACAUAUAGUUCCUCAUCUUGGCAAUACAGACGAAGACUGUGAUGUUGUCAUGCGCGGAAGCUUCGGCGUGACUCGUCAGCAGAAACGAAACGACAAAGAGGAGCAGUUGGAGAAAGAUGAAAAACAACUCCUUAAGAUGUACAAAUUAAUUAUGUUAUCAACGACGCACGCGGAUCACAAUGUCGUCACUGCAGCUUUGGAAACCUUACAACAAACACUGCUGUCAAUCUCUCAAAUAUUAUCCCGUCAACUGUUGUCCCACAGCGGUCUCGCACCAGUCUCUGGUGAAGAACACCCUGAUAGCUUGGCGAGCUCUUCAUUCGACGACAUCGACAGCCUUGUCUCACAACCAGACUCUGGUAUCGAAGAUAGUCUAGGUGAUAGCAUUGUCGACGGAGUGAAUGAUAAAAAGACUGGCACGAGCGUCGCUGAUAUACAAGAGCUACGCCGGCAUUUUUCACAACCGGCUGGAGCACAAGCACCCGAAUCCACAGCCUCUGAACUGAUGAAAGAUACGGAGUCCCAGGUCUCCGAGGAGGGAACCGACGUAUCGAACUCGCUUGAUGCAGACACCGACUUUGAAUUAGAUCAUCGUAGAUCUGAUUCCAACGCGAGUGAUAUUGUAACGCAGGUCAGUUCGACCGAUGAUUUAGACAAAACUAUGGGUGAACACGAGACAAUGUCAGCGAAUGGUCAUCGGGAUGUGGAGACGGAUGAUCGCGGUGUCGAUCAAGGAUUCACGAUUGAUCCAGUUGUGUGUGACGGUGUUCCAAUGCUCCAUUGUGCCAGGGUAAUGUGCUCGUUUUUGCUCUCCGGGAAAAGUGGCGAGAUGAUCUCCGACCGCAAAGUGCGCGUGAGCGUAAAGUCUCUGGCCUUGAAUUGCUUGGCUGCCAUAUGCAAGAUUUACCCGCAGUGCUUUCUCGCUCGUGUUCGACCUGAUAACGAGGACGUGCAGGGUGAUGAAGGUGAGCAGUGGAUACGAGAGGUGCUGUUGUAUGAGAGUCAUCACGAUCCCAUCAUACGUGGCAGUCUUUCGCUCCUCAUAGGAAACUUCCUGCAGUCAUCUCUGACCGCAUCAAGGUAUGACUUCGAGACGUGGUGCUCACAAUCCAGUGGAAACUAUGGAACACUUACCCUUCGAAUUUCUGUGCUGCUCGAUAUGCUUGAAAAAUUUGUCGUCGAUGAAUCGUCAGUGACCGUACGAUUGGUCUGCACAGCUAUAAAGCAAUGUCUUCCCGCUCUAUGUUUUUGUCCUCAAUCGGCCAGAAUUCUACAACUAUGCUAUAAAUUGGUGCAACUUAGACAAAACUCCUACUGGCUUGUAAAGGUGGAACUUUUGCAAAUAUUACAAGUGUUUGACUUCAGUUUGAUUGCUUUUCAUGAAAGUGAAUGUGGUUUCGCGAAAUCCGUGGAUGGCAAUCUUCAAAAGACUUAUUUCUAUGAUGUCAUUUUAUUUUUACUUUCUGAUGAUGAUCAAAGAGUUAGAACUGAAGCGGCAAACACGCUCGUAAAAUUGGUUCGACAGAUGUAUUUUGAUGAUGGUGGCGGUGGAAGUCGAAAGCCAUGGCUUGCUGUUGCAAAAAGGAACUUUGGAAAAUAUUUUGGAGGUCGGAGAAAAAUUUAUGAAAAUUCUGUCAUCAAGACAAACUUGUCAAGAAUCGUUGCAGCUCUCAGUCAGCGACUUAAUGUUCCUACGUCAAAAAAUGGCCUGUUGGGUUAUUGUGAAUCCCUCAGUUUGCUCGCUAACUCCUACCCAGUCUCCUGUUGGCCAAAGUGCUGGUCCUGUGACGUGCACGCCAUCACGCGUAGUCCUUCGCCUACAGGAAAAUCACUCUCGCCUGAGUCUUCGCAGCCACAAAUCUCGUCCGUACUCUGCAACAAUGGCGGUGGUGCACUCGCAUUUCUUGUGGAAAUGAUGACGUCAUCUUGGCUCACCUUGAACGUUCCAGGGCACGAAAACGCUCUUUUGGUGGUUGGUAAACUUUUGCUCGGAAUUGCGAGCAGUGCUCUUUCUAUUGGUCAACGUCGUUCCUCGUGCCCAGACUCCGCACGUCAAUGGGCCAUAUUUGGCGAUUCUUCAAUUUCAGAACUUGCCGACAAAGUUUUUGUCCACAUUUUGCGAUUACUGAAUAUCUUUUUUCACGUUAUUGACAAUAUCACUCCAGGAGCUCAUAGUUCAAAGCCUUUAUUACUGAGUAAGGACAAAGACAAGUCGCCAACUCCUAUUCCCGGGGCUGCUGUCCAAACCUUGACUACAUCAUCGUCACCAUCAACAAACGUUUCAAGUCCAAAAAGACUCAUAAAUCGAUCGAGAAGAAAUACCGAAGGAUCUGCUGAUGCAGUCAACAUUUCGGUAGAGAAAGGAUCGACUGGAAAGACUGGCGAAAAUGAGGGAAAGUUGAGUGCGUCUGGUGUUUUCUUAGGGCAAUUUCAUCAUUUGCCACAUUAUCAUCGACUUUAUGAAACAGUGAAAGGUGUAUUUUCAAAUUACAAGGUCAACUUAAAGUUUAAUGAAGAAGAGAAAUUUGUGAAGUUGUUAAAAACAAUUUUGACCGUGUUUGCAAUGCUACUGGAGCUAGUGACAUUCUCAGACCUUGGAAAAAAUAUGGAGGAAAUAAUAGGGUACUUCCAAGCCACUGUGAAAUGCGAAGCAGCGACAACUUUUCUUUGUGUUCAACAGACGUUGCGAGCGAUAUUUGGGGUGAACAUUGCAGCUCAACCGAACCAAGGCUCCUCGCACUCCGCACAGCAGAUUGAUGUACUAGAUACUGAGAUAAGUGUCCCAUCGUGUCUUGAAGAUUGUGUUGACAAGUCGAGCAAUGUCGGGUUUUAUCGAACGUACUUUGAAGAGAUGCAAUCGGAGAUUAGUGCCGCAUUUAACGAGAUUCGUACUCGCGACCAAACAGUUGAAGCAAAAGAAAGCAAAAGCUUCAAAGAUUUAAGUUUCAUCAAAAUGCUUCGGCAAAGACGUGGAUCAUUUCGACCUCCUCUUAAAGUCGACAAGCAAGCCCAGGUUCAUUCUUACAUCAGAAUGUUUGAACCUCUGGUCAUUAGAGCGUUGAAGGAAUACACGACGUCCAGUUCCAUCCAGACUCAAGCCCAAGUCCUUAGUAUAUUAGUUCAACUUAUUCGGCUGAGAGUCAAUUAUGCUUUGUUAGACUCCGAGCAGGCGUUUUUGAAUUUCGUCCUCAAACAAUUUGAGUUCAUCGAGGCUGGCCAAAUACGUGACGUCGAGAGGUUUUCUCCGCAUAUAUUCCAGUUUCUUCUCUUACUCUCGUAUGACUGUUUUCAACCGAAGUUCAAUCAGGCAAAAUCCGUCUUCGGCAUGUCAAAAAUCAUUCAAGUUUGUGACGACCUUAUGGCUUGUGGUCAGUCAGCAAGAACACAUGCCGUCCCAGCUCUUUGUCCUAUUGUAUACGACUUGUUCGACACACAAGCCACGGGCAGAAACGAAAAUUCAAAAGAACUUGAAACGCAAAGAGAAGUGUUCGUCUCCAUGCUUCUGAGAUUGGCUCAGUUUCCUGAGGUUUUAAAUCUUUUGGUGUAUGUUUUGGCUUUCUACCGCUCCAAUGAUGAAAAAUGGAAGAAGUUCUCAAGGCAGGCUGUGGAUACUACCAUACAACUGUUGAUCAAGCAGCAGAUAAUAAUUGACGAUGUUAACAGUUUGCAGAAAUUGGAAAGUCUGUUUGAUUCCGUCGCGCCUAUUGCGCUCCGUCCCAUUGACGUCAUCUUGAAGGCUCUUUUUGCUCCCGCCAACUUGUUGAGUAGGUUAUCUGUGAAUCGAUGGCUAGCUCAAGUUGUCACUCUGCUCAAAGUAGUCGUCACUCAGUGCACCGAAGAGAAUUUUCUUUCGAGGGCAACGCAACUUGGAUUCACCGCGAAUUUAGUGGGAAACAUUGUGUAUGGUAAUAAUCUUGACGUGUCUACAUUGGAUGUCGAGAGUGACCCUGGAAAGGUCAUGGCACAUUUUCUCGUUCACGUGUUGUAUCAUGCCAUGCAGAACUGGUCCUUUAUGGAUAUUCAAAAUGGAGAUACCGAGGUCUUUUUAGCUCAACUCACCAUGUAUUUAUUGUUGUACAUACAAGAAAUCAUAAAAUCAGGUUUAUUCAAAAACAUCAGCAAGGCUGUUUCGUCGCUUAUAAAAGAAAGUAUACUUACUUCUGAUGAAUUACAAGUCACCAACAACAAGAUCAAGAAAAUCCACAAAGUAUUUUUGUCUUUAAAAGAAAUUCAACCAACUUUGUGCCUUCAAUGGUUGAAACUUUUGUCGCUCGUGGAUGUUGACGACGAGAAUUGGUGGACGCUUUUGCAAGGUGAACUGAACGAACGCCAAUCUUGUUCUGUAAACAGACAGAUAUGUGUCAAAGGGACGCUUCUUCUUCGCUCUAAACUAUUGACGAACGCUCAGAAGGACGCAAACAAGAGUAAAGAAGUUGAAGAUUUUCUCAAGGCAAAUCUCGAAAAUAUCACUGAGAUGUCGAAUGAGUCAACUGCGAAAACGUUUUUAAGGCAAAUUCAAAACAGCGAAAUUUGCAGCAAGAUUUUUAUCGAUGUUGUCGGAGAUUUAAAAGAUCUUUUUCCAAAUAAAUUAGAGUUUAAGAAGAAUCUUCUGAUAAUUUUGGACGAUCUUCACUACAAGCAAUCCACCAGUCUCAUCUUGUUAUUGAUAUCUGAUUUCCUCGGCUGUCACUAUCGUUCGAUCACUCGGAAAUGCGAAACGAUGAUCUGUAAUAGACUGGAGUAUUGCAUGUCUUUGCCAAAAAAGGAGGUUGAAGAAAUCUUUUCAUCAGACGAUAUCGAAAGCAUUCAUGGUGCUCUUGUAUCAGUGGCCGUCACAAAGAGAAAUCCACGUUUAGCCUCUCUUAUAUCCCACGUUUCGCUCAAUACUACGAAGGUUGGACAAUCUGGAAAUGUUGCUGAGCCUGCACUAAAAGCAAGUCUCGAAAACAUAGAGACAUGGUUUUAUACCUUUGUUCACAAAUGCUGCUGUUGUGUCAAACUUAACGACGUUGGUGUUAAAAGUUUUGCUGAAGUUGUACAUUUAUUGCACGCCCUACGAUUUGACGCGAUUUCUAAAAUCAUGGAUGAUGAGAAAUUCAACACAAGUUUAAUGCUGCCGUGUUUGGUAUUUGGCAUGAAGAAAACUGCUGAAAUUUGUGCGAGAGAAUUUGAUCAUGAGAUAAGAACGAGUCCUUUUGAAGACACGGCAUAUUUCGACACUUAUGGCGUCGAUCAUUUGUUUCAAUGUACGUUUGGAUUACUCUUACGACAUGUACAAGAGAUCAUAUUUAGUGUCACAACGUUGGAGGACGAUAAUCACGAUGGCAAUAAGCAGAACAAGCCAACCUUACUGCAUUCAACGUUGGAGGACGAUAAUCACGUUAGCAAUAAGCAGAACAAGCCAACCUUACUGCAUUCAACGUUGGAGGACGAUAAUCACGAUGGCAAUAAGCAGAACAAGCCAACCUUACUGCAUUCAACGUUGGAGGACGAUAAUCACGAUGGCAAUAAGCAGAACAAGCCAACCUUACUGCAUUCCAGAAUGAACGUGAAACAAGUACACGAGCUAUCGGAAAACUUGCCAUGGAAACGAAGACUCAUCGACACCACGAAGGCGCUGGAGGCGUAUUUUUCCUUCGUGCACACAUUGCCAAAAGCUGCUCAGCUACCGAAAGCUAUUUAUUGCGCCGUGUGUCAGUUUGGUAUGAUCGUGUUGGAGGUUUUGUAUUGCGAGAAGUAUCAAGGAGAGAACUGUUGUCCAUCAGAGCUUAUUACCGUGUUUCGUACGUUUUCACUUAUGCUACACAAUCGCUGUCUUUUUCAUGUUUUUAAUGCACCGGAGUACAGUCCGUGGGUUACGCGUUCAUUGCGUUCUGUCUACUCCAUCGUCAAAAAAGUGUUCGUGAUACCGGGCACAAUCUUACCUGAAGAUAAACCUUACAUCAAACUGCCCGACUCCGAUAUUGUUUACAACGAAGCUUCGAUGUUGGUCAACUAUCUAUACACGCUUUUAAAUAACACCAAUCAUCAUCUCGUACAUCCUGAUGCACUCAUACGGUCAUGUCGUGACGUAAUCACUGGACUUGCGCGUCUCACUUUGUUCAACGCGUACGUUCGCAUUCCACCGCUCGUAUGGAACAUGGGAUGGGAAGAGGAAAGGCAUGGUACCGAGUUACCCCCAUUACCCACGGAUAUACUCCGAGAGAGAGAUGUCCUGCAGGAUUUCGUGUUAAGAGUUCACUCGAUUGGUUGGAUAUCGCGUCAGCAGUUUGAGGAAACUUGGGCGGCGUUGCUUGGGGUCCUUAGUUCUCCACUAUCGCCCGAACAGACUUCAAGAGAGGAGGACAUUGAUUCUGUGAAGUCUGGUUGCCUAGCAAUACAAUGCAUAACUAGACUGUUGCUUCAAACGACGCUACAUCCUUUGCCUGGUAACCCCUCGGUUGGUGCGAGCUUUCAUGUGUCGAGACAAAAAGAGUUACCAUUCUUGGGUGGCAGGGCUGGUAAAAAACUUUGCACUGUACGAAAAAUUGUAGAAGAUCAUUUCGCCAAACAAUGCUCUCAAAGCUCAUUUUGGUUGAAUGACAGCGUGGAUACUUCAAGUCUGUAUGGAGUAAACAUCGAAAGAAUCUCGGCUUUACAUUCUUAUACAUUGUGUCAGAUCUCUGUCAAUAGUCUCCAAAACCAAUGUACAUUUGAUAACUCCGAUGAAGAUGAAUCGGGAAAUCCAUCAUCCAGAUUGUUAUCUUCGGAAUUUUCGCCUCGAGAGAAAAUCGAUGUGCGUUCUUGUGUCCAGUUCUUAAUGGAACUGUUUGAGCAAUGGGUGUCGCCCUACACGCAGCCGAAAACGCCUCUGAUGUUGCUUACAGAAUCUGUUAAAUCCUUGCUCAUCAUUUCGGAUCUUUUCGUCGACACGGCGCAGUAUGAAUGGUUACUGAGCGAACUCCUUGAACUUUAUCAAAAUUAUCCCGCUGAAGAUGAAAUAAUGAUGGAGUAUUUACUGCCAGCACUUUGUAAGUCGCUGGCCGUCUUAAAAAUGGAAGGUGUAAUCCCUGAAAAAGUUGUCAAAAUAAUGGAAACAACAUUCAAAUCUCCACAUAUUCCUCUUCAGGUUGCUGCAUUAUUCGGAGCUCUCUAUCUUCUCGAGUCUCACAUCGUUUCGGUCGUAAAUCUUGUCAUACCGCUGGUCACAGAUUACGUUAUGAAAGUCUUGGCUCAAGUGAACGAUUGUAGCGUUUUCGGCGAACAUCGUUUGCUCGUGUUACUAUCUGCGUCUUUUUACCUUCUGGAGCACUAUGGCGGUGAGAUCAAUAAUGUCGAAUUCAAGAAAAACUUCAUCAUGACCAUUUUAACAUUGGCGUCGUCUGGAGAGGAUAACGUUCCUUUGCAUCUUUACCAUGCAAUAAUACGUGGCUUUGAAAGAUUGGUCGUCUCUUUCUCGUUAUCAAGAGAAGACAGCGAUGCUUUGGUUAAGUUUAGUAUCGAAAGGUUGGCCAUACGAAAUCCACAGAAAGCGAUAUCUGCUCUCGGUCUUUUGCUGACGUGCAUGUACACGGGAAAGGAAGGCGAUCGUCCCAGCGGUUUAUUCCAAGACAACGAAGAUGUCGACUCACCGAAUGACGAUGUUCUUUUAUUGGCUUUAGAAAGAACGACAGCGCUCUUCGACCGAAUCCGUAAAGGUUUUCGUUCCGAGGCGAGGUUGGUAUCGGAGAUUCUACCAAUUGUACUCUGUGAUUUCUUUCCUCCGGACGAGGUUAUGAAUAAAGUGAUUGGAGAAUUCGUUUCCAGUCAACAACCACAUCCAGAACUCAUGGCUUCUGUUUUAUUUAAGGUGUGUGAGAAUUUGAUUAGCAAAGAUCAACAAACAUCAGUAAAAGAUUGGAUCUUACUGUCACUUGGUAGCUUUACACAGAGGCCGCCGCUCGGAAUGGCCGUUUGGAGUUUCACCUGCAUCUUCAUCGCUGCUUCAACAAACCGAUUGCUAAGAGCACUAUUCGAGCAUGCCGUAUCGCGAAUUGGAAAAUUAGACACGAUCGAUCGUACUUACUUUCUACUAACGGCGCUAGAUUUCUAUCAUAAUCAGAACUUGAACGAAGAAGAAAAGGAAUCUUUUCUUGCAACAUUUAAGAAAGUUGCUCAAACGGGAACGCCUUACGCCGAUCUUGUACAGAGGAUUACUUGAAAUAUCAUGAGCACCAAAUACCUAAUUUUGAAGAUGACGAUGGCAACUAUCCGUGUAAUUUAAAUUAGAAUUUUCAAAUUGAAUGUAUGAAUAAAUUAUUUGGUGUGCUUAACUCAUUGAUGUGGGUUCAACUGCCGAUACAUUAUCAAGAGA
Xenia sp. Carnegie-2017 is the source of this 9262-nucleotide messenger RNA. RefSeq names its product huntingtin-like. Lineage: Eukaryota; Metazoa; Cnidaria; Anthozoa; Malacalcyonacea; Xeniidae. Gene Ontology annotation, cellular component: nucleus; cytoplasm. The transcript is spliced from 64 exons. The record is from RefSeq and is a predicted model, not a curated record. The coding region runs from base 131 to 9109 and encodes 2992 amino acids.